This is a messenger RNA of Anas platyrhynchos (mallard), 3861 nucleotides long. RefSeq names its product CD80 molecule (gene CD80). Lineage: Eukaryota; Metazoa; Chordata; Aves; Anseriformes; Anatidae. Gene Ontology annotation, biological process: cell surface receptor signaling pathway; T cell costimulation; negative regulation of T cell proliferation. The record is from RefSeq and is a predicted model, not a curated record. Gene Ontology annotation, cellular component: external side of plasma membrane.
CGCGCCGCCCGGCCUUCCCCCAGCACCCCGGCGGGGAGACAAAGUCCCCGGGCGAGGCCAACGGCCACCGGGUGCCCAUGGCCUGGUGCUGAGCCCCUGCCUCUUCCCUGCGGCACCGGGAGGCCUCGCUCGCCUGGUGAAGCCCCGCAGUGACGGGGACAGAGCGGGAGGCUGACUUGAGUCGGGUUUUUGGGGAGGCAGCAGGUGUUGGGAGCUCACGGGUGCUGUGGCUGCCAGCCCAGCGCGGCACGCAGAUGGGGUGCCUGGCGGUGAUGGCCGGAUGGCCACUGAAGAGGUGGCUCGGACUCGCGCUCGUCAUGCUUCACCUUGUCACUUUGGGCUGCGCGCUGCCGAAGGAAGUCAAGAGCAAAGUCGGGGAGAAGGUCGGCCUGCCUUGUUGCCAUGAGAUCCCCAGCUCGGAAAGCCUGAGCAACUACCGGGUCUACUGGCAGAGGAACACCAGGGAGGUGGUGCUGGCCUACUCGGAGGGGAAGAAGAUCCCAGAUUACGACCAGUACGUGAACCGGACAGAGCUGGACAGCAAGAACCUCACCCUGUGGAUCUACCCUGUGGAAAUCCUGGACAAUGGCACUUACCAGUGUGUGGUUCAGAACCUCAGAAUUUCACAAGACUUUUCACCCCGCGUUGUGUGUGAUGCGCCCGUGUCCCUCUCUGUUACAGCUGACUUCAGUGAGCCAAACAUAACAUCAAAUGUCAUUAAUACUACUUGUGAAUCAACGGAGAUGGUGGUAACAUGCUCUUCUUAUGGAGGUUUCCCCAAACCCAAAAUCUCUGGAUUCUUCAACAACGGGUCCCUCGUCUGGAAUACCACCUGGGUGUCUGAGUCCAGCCUCAGCCCAUACAAUGUCACAGGGAAGCUGCAUCUCAACGUGACCAAAGACAUCAACCUCACUUGCUCCGUUGAAUACAAUGGCUUUGUCAAGUCCACCAGUUUGCUUCUAACAAAAACAAAUGACUGCAUUGCCCCUACCAUGCCUCCAUCCUAUAAUGUCAUUACUGCUACAAGUAUCAUCUUUAUCAUCUUUCUUUUGGCUAUCACCCUAGCAGCAAGAUACUUCCCAAGGCAUGCCUGUUUUCAUUGUUCUAAGAAUCAAGACCCAAUGGACGAGGAUGAGAAGGAAAGUAUGAAGCCACCCACGAUCUCUAAAAUGACAUCUGAAACAUCAUCAGUAUGACCAGAUCACAUUUGCAGGUUUCUUAUCCUGUGUAUUCUGCACUGCAGUCCCCACCGUUCUCUACAGCAAUGCUUAUUGCGUUGACCCUUUGGCUCUCUGGAAGGGGAUGACAGCAGUAGAAAAAUUUGCUCAAGAAGACGGACAGCAUAACCUUUUGUGACCGAAUACAAAAACCCACCUAUGCCACAGAAGCUGUGGGGUGGUCCUGUUACAAUGGGGUUGCUGGAAUUCCAACUGGGAGGACCCUCCAUGUUCCUACAGCAGGUAGAAGAAGAAUGCCGUCAGCAUUGUGCUGCUCCAGCACGCCAGUGCAGGACUUUGGGAUACUCUGAUGCUGCCUCUACAAAAAUCAGGGGGCCUGCAGAGACCUAGAAGGUAGCCCCCAUCCACCUACCCCUGUAGUAAUGCAGAGCUGGCCCCAGACCCCACCACAGUCUCAAGUCAGGCUGCACCUCCACAGUGCAACUGGGAGCAGCUACAACUCCUUAUAUUCAGCCUCGCGCCGGUAUUUGCCAGCACUGUUCUUUGUGCCGGACGAGUCUGGAUUUAGACUUGACCAUUACGGAUAUGUGAUAUGACAUUCCUUCUUCCCCAAAGCGGCAAUAAUCACACUUUUCAGGAAACAGCACCUCGAGGUGGAAGUACACACCUCAUGCUCAUUUUCAGCGCUGUGAGACUUUGUAGGGAAUGACAUAUACUGACGGCACACCUAGCAACUAUCUAAUAUUGCUUACCUACAGCAGUGGCACAAGUUCUCAUAACCUUUCUCCCCUGAAAGGAUGGCCCUGCCAAGCCAGGUAUGAAGACGCAGCUCCUCCAUUAAGUUACUCGGGUUCUGACACAGCCCACCCCACUGGUGGUGGUGCACGUGAGCACACGCACAUGCACACGUAUACAAGCUCUUAUAUGCUUGUUUUAUAUGCUUCCUACCUGCACUUGUUGUAAAGCCCAGAUUAAAGGUCUGUAACACUCGGCGGUUAACUUACACGUACCUACAAGAACGAAACUUAAGUCAGGGCCUUGCUCCAUAAAUACGGGUCUGCUUGUGUUUGUACAUUUGCCUAACAACAGUUAUAUGGGUCUCCAUUUUUGGGGGGGAGUCUCUCUCAGUGACAUAGGGAUUUACUUUGCUUUGAAUGCUGCUGCUUUCUGUCAGCGUUCUCUCUACCCAGCCAGGACUUGAAGGAAGUUCCCUGCAGGAUGCUAACAUGGGAUAGGACUCAUCUGAUCUGGGUGAUAUUCUUGCCUACUGUGUAGGAAAAACUGGUUUCUCAUUUUGAGGGGAAAAGAGGAGAAAAAGCCCAAGCCCCAGCAAGCUUCCUAAGCAACUAUGCAUACUAACCUAACUCAGAGAACUCACACUCCCGAGUAUGCAUACUAACUAUGCAUGCUCACCUAACUUAUACCCAAAUAUGAUAGUGCUGUUUUGUUUUCUCCUUCUGUUCUGUCCUACUGCAAGCUGUACCUGUUACCUUAUUGCUCCAUUCAUGUACGUAUUUUAGCAGGGUAGACCAAAGUCUGAAAGCGCCACUCCAUCAUCUUUGUGGGAGAUUUUGUUGCUCAAACUCUCUAUCUUGCUAGGAUGCAGCACAGAAAUAUUAAUUUCACUUAUUUCUAGCAGGUAAAUAUUGAGAGAAAAAUUGUUGGAGGAAGCAGGAGCGCUAACAGCAGUUUAUAGAGGAUUGAGCUAUGAGAGGUGAAGGGAUCAGGGCGAGUCACUAGUGAAAAAUAAGACACUGCUCUGUUUCUGCUCCUGCAGAGUCAUGCUGCCCCAUCAGCAUUUUUCCGCCUUCCCAUUCUAUGAAGUGAAAUGGGAACUUCAGAACAGUUGUACUGAGGGGAUUUUGACAGAUAAAAGGAGAUAAGGUUGCCACAAGGCCCUCAGUAGGUGACAGGGAACCAAUGUUCUUUGCACGUGUGCACUCAUUGCAGGCAGGACAGGGGUGGCACAGAAGGCAGCGCUACCAAAACAGCAACCUGACCUUAUCACAGGAAGGCUGCCAGGGAAAUGCGGUCUUGUGCUUUUCAUGUUUCAAUUUCUUUCAGCCUACAUUUGUUCUUUCCAGCACAAACUACCAGCUUCUUGCAGGCUAAUGCCCUCUUUUUAACUUCCAUCAUUUCCAAUGUUUCCACCUUGCCACCCACGCUGCAGCCCUGACAGCGGUGCCCGCACAGCGUCUCCCCUGCGACCGUCCCAUGCCCUGCUUCUGCUCCUGGCUGAUAGCACGGGCCUCUUGAGAAGGGUUUGUCUUUUGCACAGUGCCAAACCUUUCUACAUCACACCAGACUCCAGUGACACUUUAAAUAACUCCUUAAAAAGGAAACAAAAACCUUCACUGACAAAUAUGUCUAGUAUCAGUUUGUUUUUAUACUCUUGAUGGGCAGGUUGUUUGGUUUAUUUUUUUCCUUAAGCACUUACAUUAUGAAACAUGUUUUCUAUUGCUUUAUGCUGUAUUCAGUGAAUUGCACACAAAUGGUUUCCAUGAGACCUUUUCAGCUUUAUAUCUGGGUCAUUGUACCAGGUGAGCUGCUUUGUUUAUCGCAGGUAUUUUGUAUAUAACAUUUUUUUUUUCCAUGGAUUCUCCUUUAAUUGUAUUAAAAGUGAAAUGGUGAACUCGGUGUCCUUUCCUCAGUAAUAAAAGAUGUCUGUUCUACAUCCUGGGAA